Gongylonema pulchrum is the source of this 669-nucleotide messenger RNA. The record is from the annotation of a GenBank genome assembly. Lineage: Eukaryota; Metazoa; Nematoda; Chromadorea; Rhabditida; Gongylonematidae.
AAUCAGGAAAAAUAGAAGUGCUGAUUCCCGUGGGCUAUUGUUGUUAUGUGCCGGAUGAUGCAUUUUCAGUGAUGAGGGUAAAUUUUCACCGGAGAAGUGGUUGGAGCAUCGCUGGAUUUGCGAGGGUGUGGAGAGUCGAUCGAACGCAAACACGCAGCGAAAAGAGAAGUUGAAGGUGGAGGCGUUGGAGGGUGAUGCAACGGUACUUUCGCCGCAGAGACGGGGCUUUUCUUUGGGAUGUCGUGCUGCAUCGCCAAAGAACGAAGGAGAAGUGGAAAAGUACAGUGCGAAUAAGGCGAAUUGGCGAAGCGGUGCUGGCUUUCAACUUAAGAAUUCAGGAGUCGAGCACAAAGCAUCAUUAUCGAAGGGCGCAGGUGGCGGCAGUUUAGCAGGUAACGGUGCUGAGCACUCAUCGGCGAAAGCACGAAUGCAUAAUAAUAAUAACAGCCUGCCUGGAGGCUGGCGCUCGAAUGAUCCAUCGUUCAAGUCAAAUCAUCAAAAAGAAGGCGGCGGCGGCGGCUAUAAAAACAAAGCAUCGGGAAGUGCAAUGGAUGAAAAAAUCCCGGAAUGGCUGAACGAUGGUCCAAAAUCGAUGCAUGAUAUGAUCGAACUGCGCGGUUUCGACGAGGACAGCUCCAAGAACACUAAAUGUGAGUUAAAUUUCUAGCG